Messenger RNA from Parnassius apollo (apollo), 1455 nucleotides. The record is from the annotation of a GenBank genome assembly. Lineage: Eukaryota; Metazoa; Arthropoda; Insecta; Lepidoptera; Papilionidae.
AUGGUUAGCAACCCGGGCACUACGGUGGCCCCUGACACACCAGCGCCAGCGCCCCAGCCCCCGGGGGUGCUGGAGAUGACGGGCACGGACAACAUCCGCUUUAGCGGCCACACACUCGACAAGGCCACUAAAGCUAAAGUAACAUUAGAGAACUUCUACACGAAUCUCAUCACGCAGCAUUAUGAAAGGAAACAAAGGCUGGAGAAACUAGAAGAGUCCUUAAAAGAUGAAAGCCUUACAGAAAGUCAGAAACAGGAAAAGCGGCAGCAGCAUGCUCAGAAAGAGACUGAGUUUCUCAGGCUAAAACGCUCCCGCCUUGGCGUUGAAGACUUCGAGCCGCUCAAGGUGAUAGGUCGAGGGGCGUUCGGAGAGGUGCGCCUCGUACAAAAGAAAGACACAGGACACGUUUAUGCAAUGAAAAUACUCAGAAAAGCAGAUAUGUUGGAAAAGGAACAGGUAGCUCACGUGCGAGCCGAGCGGGACGUAUUAGUGGAGGCGGACCAUCAGUGGGUGGUCAAAAUGUACUACAGCUUUCAAGAUCCCAUGAACCUGUAUCUCAUUAUGGAGUUCUUGCCCGGUGGAGACAUGAUGACGUUGCUCAUGAAGAAAGACACGCUCAGCGAGGACUGCGCGCAGUUCUAUGUGGCGGAGACCGCGCUGGCAAUCGACAGCAUACACAAGCUCGGCUUUAUUCACAGGGACAUAAAGCCGGACAACUUGCUGCUGGACGCGCGGGGCCACAUCAAGCUGAGCGACUUCGGGCUCUGCACCGGCCUCAAGAAGAGCCACCGCACCGACUUCUACCGCGACCUCUCGCGAGCCACGCCCUCGGACUUCAUCUCGACGUCGUCGUCCGCGAUGGACUCGAAGCGGCGCGCGGAGUCCUGGAAGCGCAACCGGCGCGCGCUCGCUUACUCCACCGUGGGCACGCCUGACUACAUAGCGCCCGAGGUCUUCCUGCAAACCGGCUACGGUCCGCAGGCCGACUGGUGGAGCCUCGGCGUCAUCAUGUACGAGAUGCUGAUCGGAUACCCGCCAUUCUGCUCGGAGUCCCCGCAGGAGACGUACCGCAAGGUGAUGUCAUGGCGCGAGUCGCUCACCUUCCCGCCCGAGAUCCCCAUCAGCGAGGAGGCGCGAGAGACCAUCCUGCGCUUCUGCUCGGAGCCCGACCGCAGACUGGGUUCUCAGCGCGGGAUCGAGGACGUGAAGUCGGUGGGGUUCUUCCGCGGCGUGGACUGGAGCCACGUGCGCGAGCGCCCCGCCGCCAUCUCCGUGGACGUGCGCUCCAUCGACGACACCUCCAACUUCGACGACUUCCCCGACGUCAAGCUCGAGAUACCGGCUGCGCCCAUCUCUCAGGAGGGCGAGGUGGCCUACAAGGACUGGGUGUUCAUCAACUACACGUUCAAGCGCUUUGAGGGACUCACGCAGCGAGGCACUCCCACCAAGAAGUGA